Messenger RNA from Trichoderma reesei QM6a, 3759 nucleotides. RefSeq lists its product as uncharacterized. The record is from RefSeq and is a predicted model, not a curated record. Bases 1 to 3621 code for a protein of 1206 amino acids. The transcript has 3 exons. Gene Ontology annotation, cellular component: RNA polymerase I complex; nucleus. Gene Ontology annotation, biological process: DNA-templated transcription. Lineage: Eukaryota; Fungi; Ascomycota; Sordariomycetes; Hypocreales; Hypocreaceae. Gene Ontology annotation, molecular function: DNA-directed RNA polymerase activity; DNA binding; ribonucleoside binding.
AUGGCGCCCUCAGCCACGAACACGGAGUGGGAUCACCAAUUCCACACUCUGCGUCGCCAGGACCUCUUUCGCAAUCCUCCGAAGGAUCACUCCGCCUAUCCCGCUCUUCAGCUGGCAGUCAACCCUCACAUCGAGUCCUUCAACGCCAUCUUCCGCGGAGAUGGAAAGCCCGGUCUUCUUGCACACGGCCUGGCGGACAUUGGCACAAAAGUUUUCCUUGAUGGCAACGACCGCGCUGCGCCGGAAAGCAGAAACAAGCUCUACAUUCGGAUCAAGGAGGUUACGCUGCAGAAGCCUCAGGUGCCGCCAUCCAACAAGCUCGCCGUAAAUCGAGAUAUCUACCCUGCCGAGUGCAGAGAGAGGCACGCCACAUACAGGGGAAAGCUCUCCGCCACUUUCGAGUACAGCAUCAAUGGAGGCGAUGCCAUUGAAUUUACUAGGGAGCUUGGCCAGGUCCCCAUUAUGAUCAAGUCAAAUAGGUGCCACCUCGAGGGUAACUCGCCAGCUCUGCUGGUCUCGCGCAAAGAAGAGUCGGAGGAGCUUGGCGGAUACUUCAUCGUCAACGGAAACGAAAAGAUUAUCCGUUUGCUGCAGGUGAACAAGCGAAACUUCCCGAUGGCUAUCAACCGUCCGAGCUUCACGAACCGAGGUGCGGGAUACACCACAUACGGUAUCAUUCUCCGAUCAGUGCGACCCGACGAGACGUCCCAGACAAACGUAUUGCACUAUUUGAAGGACGGAAACGUUACGUUCCGAUUCUCUUGGCGCAAGAACGAGUACCUGAUUCCCGUCAUCAUGAUCCUAAAGGCUCUGGUGGAGACCAACGACCGAGAAAUCUUCGAGGGCCUGAUUGGACCCAUGGGCUCCAAAGCCGCGUCAAAUACUUUCCUCACAGACCGAGUGGAGCUCCUGUUGAGAACAUACAAAGCCUACCGCCUCUACAGCAAGUCGGAAACCCGGGCUUACCUGGGUCAGAAAUUCAGAGUGGUGUUGGGUGUUCCGGAAACCAUGUCCGACUACGAGGUCGGAACCGAGUUCCUGCGGAGGAUUGUCUGCGUGCACCUGGGCAACGUCAAUGUCACAGAGAAGCAAGAUCUCGACAAGUUCCACCUGGUUCUGUUCAUGAUCCGGAAGCUGUACGCCCUGGCCGCUGGCGAGUGCGCUGUUGAUAACCCUGAUGCGAUCCAGAACCAGGAAAUCCUCCUCGGCGGAUUUCUCUACGCGCAGAUUCUGAAGGAGAGGCUGGAUGAGUUCCUUGGAACAAGCGUUCGCGCCGCUCUCCGGGACUAUCUGCGAAGACACCCCGCGGUCAACUUCACGUCGGAAGAGUUUCGAAAGGAGUUUCCGGGUGGCAUCUUUAGGAAAUCCAAUGAAAACAUUGCCAACGGCCUCGAGUACUUCCUGUCCACCGGCAACCUGGUCAGUGCCUCCGGCCUUGAUCUCCAGCAAACAGCAGGCUUCACUGUGGUGGCAGAGAAGCUCAACUUUUUGCGUUUCAUCAGCCACUUCCGAAUGGUUCACCGUGGUGCCUUCUUCGCCCAGCUCAAGACGACUGCCGUGCGUAAACUGCUUCCGGAGUCCUGGGGCUUCAUGUGCCCUGUCCACACCCCCGAUGGUUCGCCCUGUGGUCUGCUGAACCACUUUGCGCACAAGUGCAAGGUGAUGACCGACUACGUUGACGUUUCCAGCAUCCCUGCGCUGGUCGCCGAGCUAGGUGCUGUCGAGACGUCGUCCGCGUCUACCGAUGAGAGCGUUGUCGUCAUGCUGGAUGGCAAGAUCCUCGGAUGGUGCACUCCGAAGGAGUCGCUUCGUAUUGGAGAUUGUUUGAGAUACUGGAAGGUCGAGGGCUCGCACAACGUGCCCCUCGAGCUCGAGGUUGGAUACGUGCCUCCAUCACACGGCGGCUCAUACCCAGGUCUCUACCUGACAUCUACCCCGUCUCGAAUGGUUCGGCCGGUCAAGUACCUGCCUCUGCAGAAGGAGGACUACGUUGGCCCUCACGAGCAGCCUUACAUGUCGAUCGCCGUCGUUCCGCAGGAGAUUGAGUCUGGCGUGUCAACGCACGUCGAGUUUGACCCGACCAACAUGCUCUCUAUCUUGGCCAACAUGACCCCAUUCUCCGAUUUCAACCAGUCCCCCCGAAACAUGUACCAGUGUCAGAUGGGUAAGCAAACCAUGGGAACGCCCGGCACGGCCAUUCGUCACCGAACAGACAACAAGUCGUACAGGAUACAAACGGGCCAAACUCCCAUUGUCCGCGCCCCUCUCCACAACACCUACGGCUUCGACAACUUCCCCAACGGCAUGAACGCCGUCGUUGCCGUCAUCUCAUACACCGGUUACGACAUGGACGAUGCUAUGAUCAUCAACAAGUCCGCUCACGAGAGAGGCUUUGGCCAUGGUACGGUGUACAAGACGAAGAAGAUUACGCUCAAGGACGAUUCGAGGACCAGGGCUGCCAAGAGCGUCGUCAAGAUGUUUGGCUUCGCCCCGCACAGCUUCGUCAGCGCGUCGCACCAGGCCAUGCUUGACGACGAUGGUCUGCCGCACGUCGGCCGGAUGGUCCAGGAGGGCGAUGUCCUGUGCGCGUAUCACACCGUCACCCCCGAUUACAAUGGGAACCUGGUCAACCUGGACGGCAUCACGCACUACGAGAAGUACAAAGAUUCCGAGAUUGGCUUCAUCGAAGAGGUCCGACUGAUUGGCGCCGAGUCUGGAUCCGAGCCCCUGCAGACCAUCUCCAUCAAGAUCCGCAUACCUCGUUCUCCCGUCAUCGGUGACAAGUUCUCGUCUCGACACGGACAGAAGGGUGUCUUGUCACAGAAGUGGCCGGCCGUGGACAUGCCCUUCUCCGAGACGGGCAUUCAGCCAGAUGCGGGUGCUCUCCACGGACUGGCGCAGGAUUCUACCCCCUUCAGGUUUGACGAGGAGAACACGGCGGCAGACUACUUUGGGCACCAGCUCAUGAAGGCCGGAUUCAACUACCACGGAAACGAGCCCAUGUACUCUGGCAUCACCGGAGAGGAACUCGGAGCCGACAUCUACAUUGGUGUUGUCUACUACCAGCGACUGCGUCACAUGGUCAACGACAAGUACCAGGUGCGAACAACCGGUCCGGUGGUUCCCACGACAGGCCAGCCCAUCAAGGGCAGAAAGCGCGGUGGUGGUAUCCGUGUGGGUGAAAUGGAGCGUGACGCCCUGUUGGCGCACGGCACAGCCUUCUUGCUGCAAGACAGACUGCUCAACUGCUCAGACUACACACGGUCAUGGAUCUGCCGUCGCUGCGGCUCGUUCUUGUCCGUGCAGCCCGUGGUAUCCCAGUUUGCGCCGGGAAAGAAGAAGGCCCCCAGCAUGGUUCGCUGCCGCAACUGUGCCGUCAAGCUCGACGACAGCGAGGGCAUCGACCUGACGGAGAUCCAGGGCGAGAUUUGGGAAGACGGACAGGGCCACUGCUGGGUCGGUGGCGACGAGACGACGCAGGUUGUGGUUCCUGGUGCGCUCAAGUUCUUGGACGUGGAGCUGGCGGCCAUGGGCGUCAAGCUGAAGUACAGGAUUGACAAGUCGGACGAGCCUCGCAAGGGGCCGAUGAAGCCGCUGAAGCAGAUCACGGCUGCCGCUUAGUUGGCUUGCGGGUGGAGGAGGAAGCGAUGAUAUUGGAUGGGACUCAAAAUGGGGUUGUAUAUAGAUGAGGUUGUUGGCUGCAAUGGGUGUUAACUGCAUAUCUGGGCAAUUUUAUCAAGAAUUCACUGUGUAAAGAGC